This is a messenger RNA of Aureobasidium subglaciale EXF-2481, 2001 nucleotides long. RefSeq lists its product as uncharacterized. NCBI's taxonomy places the organism in Eukaryota, Fungi, Ascomycota, Dothideomycetes, Dothideales, Saccotheciaceae. Gene Ontology annotation, cellular component: mitochondrial outer membrane; nucleus; cytosol. The coding region runs from base 1 to 2001 and encodes 666 amino acids. The record is from RefSeq and is a predicted model, not a curated record. The transcript is spliced from 5 exons.
AUGAAGAGAUGGCUAGGAGCAGCAAAGCACAGUGCCUCGAGCUCGACACAUUCACUGAGCGCUCUUGAAGAGCCUCAGGCACUCGAAAAUGCCAUGGCUGCCGUGUCACACAUUCUCAACGACGAUGUCGAAACGGCAGAAGCAGAGUUGAGCAAGGGCAACUCGCCCUUCCACAAGUUGGGUCUAGGUGUUGCCGCCUUCCUGCGAGCAACCCUCGGCUUCGAGCAGGACAUUAUGCGAGAAGCCUCUGAACGCCUGGGACAAGCCGAAUCCGCCGCCUACGACCACAAACGCCGUGCCGACAAGGACGCCUACCAAUCUCAAAUCUAUCCACCGGGCAGCGAGUACGCCUUGUGUCUCGCCGAAUCACAACUAAUGUCCGCUGUUGUCGCUGUGCUGAACGAGAGUCUCUCGGAAAGUAUCAAGGGUUUCUACAAGCUGAGGAAAGCCUACGUCGCUUUGCAAGAGAUUUCUGAUGCUGAGAAGAGGUAUCUGAAAGGGAGAAGCUCGACUUCGGUCGGUAGUACAAGCACAAAGUCGACCGUCAACUCGGCUCCGUCUUUCGUCUCAGAGGCUCCUUCAACGUCUGGCCAAACACUUGUUGCUGCAGACGAGGACGACGAUGAUGAUUUCGUGGAUGCCGAUGAAGACCUUGCUGGUCCGGCCACUCCGACUACCUACCAGGGUCAUCUAGAGUCCAAAGAGCUGGAGUCCAAACUUGGGACUCUGUCUAUACGUCCUGCUUCGUCAUCUGCACAAACUCUUGCGGUACCUGUUGUCGAGGAGGAUGACUUCAGUGACUUUAGCAACCACCCCGUCGACCUGUUCAUUCAUUCUGGCUCCAAUCUCUGUUUCGGUCUUCUACAGUUGAUGCUCUCCUUGAUCCCACCAGCCUUUUCGAAGCUACUAUACAUCAUUGGUUUCCAAGGCGAUCGUGAGCUCGGCAUUCAGAUGCUAUGGCGCGCUACUCAGUACUCUAAUGUCAAUGGUGCCAUGGCGGGCUUGAUUACCUUGGGAUAUUACAACCUUACUGUGGGCUUCUGCGACAUUAUCACUUCCGAUGCCUACCCCAAGGAACGUUUGACUACUCUGCUGGUUCAGAUGCGCAAGCGUUAUCCUCAAUCACGCCUCUGGAGACUCGAGGAAGCAAGAAUGUUGGCAGCAGACAAACAGCUCGAUGAUGCUGUAAUCAUGUGCGGUACUGAUGAGAAGAGUCCUCUGAAACAGGUCGAGGCGUUACAGUGGUUUGAGAAGAGUCUUAACUUGAUGUAUCUGCAUAGAUAUGAAGAGUGUGCUACUUCAUUCUUGAAGUGCGUCGAGCUCAAUAAUUGGUCUCAUGGCCUAUACUACUACAUUGCCGGUGCAUGUUACGUCGAACUAUACCGCGAAGCCAAGUCAGUAGACGCAGGCAGAGCCAAAAAGUACGCAGAUCGGGCGACAGAACUUCUACGUAAAGUGCCUGUUCACGCAGGCAAGAAGAAGUUCAUGGCCCGUCAACUCCCCUUUGACACAUUUGUAACCCGCAAGAUUACAAAGUGGGAAGAACGCUCCAAGACCCGUGGCAUUGCUUUCGUCGACGCUGUAGGUAUCGCACCAGUGGAGGAGAUAAUCUACUUCUGGGCCGGCUUCAAGAGAAUGCGCAAGGAACACCUCACACACAGUCUAGAGCGCUUGGCCUGGAGCGAGCAAAACGGCUGUCACGAUAACGCAAUCGACGAACUGGCCACUUUAUCCUUACUCCGUGCUACAGUAACCCGCUGGCUCGGCGACACUGCAACAGCCCGUCAGAUCUUGGAAACCCAAGUCUUGAACCACGAAUGGAGUGAAUUCAAAGGUGGGAGUAAAGAUAAUUGGUCACUCCCCGUUGCGCAUUACGAAAUGUCCGUUAUCGAAUGGAUAGACGCGGGUGGUGAGAGAGGUGGUAGACAGCAAUUGGAAAAUUGCUCAAGAUGGUUGGAGAAGGCUGCGAAGUGGGAAGCGUAUGAUUUGGAUGCUAGGUGA